UUUUCAGACAUCUGCCUAUGCAACCUGAAAAUUCAUCUGUGUGUGAUGUACGCGAAGUUUUGAAAUAUCAAGACUCCAAAUUUUUGCAUUAUUCCGAGCUGAUCAUGCUGAUUUUAUCAUUCAUUGCUUUACCAAUUUUGAUUUUGGCAAUUGUGAAAUGCAUCAAAUCUUCACUGUUUCAUACGAACAUUAGAUUGAUAACAGGGUUUCACUGUUUCUUCAUUCUUAUUCAUUGUUUCGGCAGAAUCCUUCAACAUUCCAGCGAUAUGUACCUCUGGAUGGCACCGUUAGCAGUUUGUGAAAAACGGCAAUAUUUUGAAAUAUGUGUGAUAUCCCGAAGCAUGUACCUUUACGGAAUUUACAGUUCCAGUUUUACUACUGUAUUUAUGGCCAUUGAAAGAACUCUGGCGACAUAUUUAUCGCAUAAAUAUGAACAUAAAAAUUCAUGUGUCGGUAUUUUAUUGGUUUGUUUCCAGAUCAUAAUUAGUCUAUUAAUAACUGUUCCCCUAUUUCUUGAUUCAAAGUUCACAACUCGGCCGGAUUUUUGUGAAUUUCAUGAUCCUUCCGACUGGCUUUUGGUUGUAGAGAUCUUUACGAUUUUCUCCAAUUUUGUAGCCUUUUUGCAAUGUUGGAAAUUAUACAGAGUGAACACGAAACUCAGAGUCCAUUCAAAAGUGCGCCGGUUAAGCCAAAAAUAUCAAAUCGAGGAGAACAAAAUGUUGAUAAAAGUUAUAUUGCGUUUCACUUGCUUAGAUUUUGUGUUCAUGAUGGUAUAUUGUUUUGGAAACUUGGCCACAAAUUUUAUUGACUUUAGUUUAUCCCAAGGGAAAUUGCACGGAUUCAUAGAAAUGGUGCAUUGUCUGCCGGUUUAUGCAAUUGUCGUCACAUAUUCCAUGGCAAGAGUUAUAAAACACAUUCAAAAACGGAAGACGUCAAAUUUGGUUGCAGAAAUCCGAAUAAGGGAGGACGCGUAUUUCAGUUAUAUAAAUAAUCAAUGGACCCGUGACACUAAGAACAAAAGUCACAAAUAGAACUAAAUAUUUCAAAUAGUUUCCACUUUAUCCUGAGCUACAAAAGUUGCCAAAAUGAACAC
Messenger RNA from Caenorhabditis elegans, 1093 nucleotides. RefSeq names its product Serpentine Receptor, class AB (Class A-like) (gene srab-25). NCBI's taxonomy places the organism in Eukaryota, Metazoa, Nematoda, Chromadorea, Rhabditida, Rhabditidae. The record is from RefSeq and is marked reviewed. Gene Ontology annotation, cellular component: membrane. The coding region runs from base 18 to 1031 and encodes 337 amino acids. The transcript has 7 exons.